Rhodamnia argentea is the source of this 2877-nucleotide messenger RNA. RefSeq names its product ubiquitin carboxyl-terminal hydrolase 14. The coding region runs from base 88 to 2541 and encodes 817 amino acids. Gene Ontology annotation, biological process: protein deubiquitination. Lineage: Eukaryota; Viridiplantae; Streptophyta; Magnoliopsida; Myrtales; Myrtaceae. The record is from RefSeq and is a predicted model, not a curated record. Gene Ontology annotation, molecular function: protein binding; zinc ion binding; cysteine-type deubiquitinase activity. The transcript has 20 exons.
CUCUCUCUCUCUCUCUCUCCAUAUAAAGAUCACUCUUUUACCGUCUACUGCAAAGGGCUCGCUGACAUCGUUCGCGGAGAAGAAGCGAUGGCAUCGCCGAUGGACCUCCUCCGAUCCACGAUGGACCUCCUCCGAUCCAAACUUUCCCGGGUCCGGAUACCCGAGCCCACCAAUCGCAUCUAUAAACAAGAAUGCUGCGUCUCCUUCGACACCCCGAAGUCUGAAGGUGGAUUGUUCAUUGACAUGAAUACCUUCCUUGCUUUUGGGAAGGAAUUCGUGGGCUGGAACUUUGAGAAGACAGGAAAUCCUGUAUACUUGCAUAUUAAGCAAACUAAAAAAUUGGUUUCUGAAGAUAGGCCGUUGAAGAAACCGACUCUAUUGGCAAUAGGCAUUGAUGGGGGCUUUGACAAUGGUGAACCUGAAUAUGAAGAAGCCUAUAGCAUAGUAAUAUUACCUGAAUAUAUAUCACUGCCAUUUCCUUCAGUGGAAUUGCCAGAGAAGGUAAGGUUGGCUGUCGAUGCCAUUUUGUUGUCUGAAGGUGCUGAGAGGAAAGAGCAAGUUGCUGCUUGGGUAGCAGAUAAGAAGAAAGUUAGUCCAUAUGCCGCAGACUUGCUACAGAUUGACAAUGGUGUUGUUGUUCCUCCUUCUGGUUGGAAAUGUGCCAAGUGUGACAAGACAGAGAAUCUAUGGCUCAAUUUGACUGAUGGAAUGAUUCUGUGUGGACGGAGAAAUUGGGAUGGAACUGGUGGCAACAAUCAUGCUGUUGAACAUUACAAGGAGACUGGCUACCCUCUAGCGGUGAAACUUGGCACUAUAACUGUUGAUCUGGAAGGAGCAGACGUUUUCUCAUAUCCAGAGGAUGAAAGUGUUUUGGACCCACAUUUAGCGCAACAUCUGGCAUUUUUUGGCAUUGAUUUUUCAUCAUUACAAAAGACUGAAAUGACUACUGCCGAAAGGGAACUUGACCAAAACACUAACUUUGAUUGGAACCGAAUUCAAGAAAGUGGACAGGAGGUUGAACCCUUAUUUGGUCCGGGCUACACAGGACUUGUCAACCUUGGUAACAGUUGCUACAUGGCUGCGACCAUGCAAGUUGUAUUCUCAACCCAUUUCUUUUGUACACGGUACUACAUGCAUCAAAGCCUAAAAUUGGCUUUUGAGAGGGCUCCUGCUGAUCCAACUGUUGACUUGAACAUGCAGUUGACAAAGCUUGCUCAUGGUUUGCUGUCUGGUAAAUACUCUGUUCCAGUACCCGAGAAGGAUGAUGAUGCAAAUGUCUCAAAAGGCUCUAAGCAGGAAGGGAUACGGCCUCGUAUGUUCAAGGCUGUUAUUGCUGCCAGCCACCCUGAAUUUUCAACAAUGAGACAGCAGGAUGCUUUGGAAUUUUUCCAACAUUUUCUUGAUCAAGUUGAGCGAGCUCAUGCCGGGAAUCCUGAGGAUCCCUCAAGAAGUUUCAAGUUUGGUAUUGAAGAUCGGAUAUUGUGCCCAUCCGGGAAGGUCACUUUCAGUAGAAGGCUUGACAACAUUCUCUCUCUAAAUAUUCCACUGCAUGAGGCCACAAAUAAAGCGGAAUUAGAAGCAUUCUACAAGCUAAAAGCUGAGAAAGUUUCUGAGGGAAAGGAAGUAUCUAGUGAUGAAAUUGUACGUCCAAGGGUUCCUCUAGAAGCAUGCUUAGCAAACUUUUCAGCUCCAGAGGAGGUCCAGGAUUUCUACAGCUCUGCUUUGAAAUCAAAGACCACAGCUAUUAAGACAGCUGGUCUAACAUCAUUUCCUGACUACCUGGUGCUUCACAUGCGGAAAUUUGUGAUGGAGGAGGGAUGGGUACCGAAGAAGCUUGAUGUGUACAUAGAUGUCCCAGAUGUUAUAAACAUUAGUCACAUGCGGAGCAACGGUCUUCAGCCUGGAGAAGAGCUGCUUCCAGAAGUUGCUGAAGAUGAGGUGGGAUCAAAAAAGCUUGUGGCCAAUGAGGAUAUUGUUACUCAACUUGUAUCAAUGGGAUUCAACUAUCUGCACUGUCAGAAAGCUGCAAUCCGUACUUUAAAUGCUGGAGUAGAGGAGGCUAUGAACUGGUUAUUGACGCAUAUGGAUGAUGCCGAUAUAGACAUCCCAAUUUCUGAAGCAGAUGUGACUCCUCCGACUGCAUCAUUUACAGUAGACCAAUCAAAAGUUGAUACUUUGGUUUCAUUUGGUUUCCCAGAAGAAAUAGCAAGGAAGGCACUCAAAGCAUCAGGUGGUGAUAUUGAAAAAGCAACAGAUUGGAUUUUCAGCAAUCCUGAUGCCUCUGCCUCAUCUGAUGUUAAUGCCACCACAUCAAACUCUACAUCGAGUCCAAGUGAUGCAGGAUUACCUGAUGGAGGAGGGAGAUACAAGCUUAUCGGAUUGGUGAGUCACAUUGGAACAUCCACACAUUGCGGUCACUACGUUGCUCACAUAUUGAAAGAUGGUAGAUGGGUAAUCUUCAAUGAUGAUAAGGUUGGAGCGUCUGUGAGCCCGCCCAAGGAUAUGGGUUACUUGUACUUCUUCGAGAGAUUGAAUAGCUGAAGACAUUUCAGUGACUUAGCAUGAGGGAUAAGAUGUUUAAGGAUGCCUUAAUGUGGAUUUGGGAACAAAGCAGUAUGUGGAGCGGCUCUAAACUCUGCUUCCUUUCUGGGUUUGAGGGGUAAACUCCGCAUCCUCAUUUGGUUCAUAGUUCGUACGGACUACUUCAGCGAGAACCUGCAGCGACAUAUUUAUCAUUUGGUGGCUGGUGCUUCCCUUCUCUUGGGGACAAAAUCAUAUUCAUUACAUGGAUUAGGAUGUAUCAUCGGCGGAAAUUUGAGGCAUGAUGAAUUUUUUGGAUCAUGUGUCUUAAAAUGGGGAUUUAUCUUUUAUGCAGAA